Messenger RNA from Loxodonta africana (African savanna elephant), 6832 nucleotides. It is a transcript of the gene TNRC6C, whose product is annotated as trinucleotide repeat containing adaptor 6C. Gene Ontology annotation, biological process: positive regulation of nuclear-transcribed mRNA poly(A) tail shortening; miRNA-mediated post-transcriptional gene silencing. The record is from RefSeq and is a predicted model, not a curated record. Gene Ontology annotation, molecular function: protein binding; RNA binding. Lineage: Eukaryota; Metazoa; Chordata; Mammalia; Proboscidea; Elephantidae. The transcript has 23 exons. The coding region runs from base 97 to 5910 and encodes 1937 amino acids. Gene Ontology annotation, cellular component: nucleoplasm; P-body.
CGCCCGCCGCCAGGCCCGCGCCGCCGCAGCCCCGCGGAGCCGCCGGGGACCGAGCCCAGGGAGAAAGAACAAAAAACACAAGAAGAGGAACGUUUGAUGGAAGAAAAGAAAAAGAAAAAGCAGGAAGAAAAGAAAAAGAAGGAAGGUGCUCAGAAAAAGGCUGCUGAUCAAAAAACCAAAGUGCCAGAACCUACUAAGACCUGUCCAAGCCAGCCCCAACCUGCCGGUACCAGUACCGGUACUUCUACCAGCACUGUCUCCAGCAGCAGCAAUGGCAAACGUGCAUCUGCCAGUGGCCAGCAGCCAGCUGCGUCCCGUUACCUGCCUCGCGAGGUGCCUCCACGCUUCCGCCAGCAAGAACAGAAGCAGCUAUUGAAGAGAGGCCAGCCAUUGCCGACAGGGACUCUGACCAGUGUGAGCCCAGCCCAGGGCGCUGGGCCAGCAGGAGUCAGCCCUCCUCCUCUCUCUGGGGCCGGUGUGCAGCAUCAUCCCAGCAAGCUCCAGCCAGAUCUCAGCCACAGUGGAUUGGCAGAUCAUUAUGAAAGUCCCCACUGGGGACAGCAGCCUACUUACAGAAGCGAAGCCAACUGCAGCUGGGAUAAAGUGAUAGUAGACAGGACUGACAAGGAGGCGGGGCCUUCCAUCACAGGAGCCGAGACGGAGUCUGCCUCAGAAUGUACCACAGACACUGACUCUGCCUCCUACUGUGGCUCGGAGAACAGGAGCAUGGCUACAGGGAGUGCCCAGGGCAACUUCACUGGACAUACAAAGAAGACAAAUGGCAAUAAUGGUACCAGUGGCACACUCGUCCACAGCACUUCGAAUCAGAGUGCCCUUGGAGCAGGUGGAGCCAACGGCAAUGGGAAUUCAGCCCGAGUGUGGGGUGUAGCCACAGGCUCCAGCUCUGUCCUCGCUCACUGCUCCAUUGGUGGUGGGGAUGGAAAAGUGGACAACAUGAUUGGAGAUGGUGGAAGUCAGAACUGCUGGGGUGCUUCCAACUCCAAUGCUGGCAUUAAUCUUAACCUUAAUCCUAAUGCUAACCCAGCUGCCUGGCCUGUACUUGGACAUGAAGGAACUGUGGCAACAGGCAACCCUUCCAGUAUUUGCAGUCCAGUCAGUGCCAUAGGUCAAAACAUGGGCAACCAGAAUGGGAACCCAACAGGCACUUUAGGUGCUUGGGGAAACUUGCUGCCGCAAGAGAGCACAGACCCACAAACGUCCACUUCUCAGAAUGUGUCUUUCAGCGUACAACCUCAGAACCUUAACACUGAUGGACCAAAUAACACUAACCCCAUGAACUCUUCACCAAACCCUAUCAAUGCAAUGCAGACAAACGGACUGCCAAACUGGGGGAUGGCUGUUGGUAUGGGAGCCAUCAUCCCGCCCCACCUGCAAGGCCUUCCUGGUGCUAAUGGAUCAUCAGUUUCUCAAGUCAGUGGGGGCGGUGGUGAAGGAAUAAGCAGUUCUGUGUGGGGACUGUCCCCAGGUAACCCUGCCACAGGAAAUAGCAAUUCUGGGUUCAAUCAGGGGAAUGGAGACACUGUGAACUCAGCAUUAAGUGCUAAACAAAAUGGAUCCAACAGUGCUGUGCAGAAAGAAGGGAAUGGAGGAAAUGCUUGGGAUUCGGGACCACCUGCUGGUCCUGGAAUACUUGCUUGGGGCAGGGGCAGUGGCAACAGUGGUGUUGGUAAUAUCCAUUCGGGAGCUUGGGGCCACCCCAGCCGCAGCAUCUCCAAUGGUGUGAAUGGGGAAUGGGGAAAGCACCCAAACCAGCAUUCCAGUAAUGACAUCAGUGGGAAAGGAUCAACAGGGUGGGACAGUCCUAGUGUUAGCAGCCAGAAUCCUGCCGUGCCACCUGGCAGUGAACAGAUGAACUCUUGGGCCAAAGCUGCAUCUUCUGGAACUGCCACAAGCGAAGGAAGCAAUGACGGUUCUGGCCAUCACAAUGAAGGAAGCACCGGGAAGGAAGGAGCCGGAGAAUGCCGCAGGCGAGAUAAAGGGGUUGUAGACCAAGGGCACAUCCAGUUGCCGAGGAAUGAUCUUGACCCCAGAGUCCUGUCUAACACUGGUUGGGGACAGACUCCUGUAAAGCAGAACACUGCCUGGGAAUUUGAAGAAUCCCCGAGGUCUGAGAGGAAAACUGACAACGGGACAGAGGCCUGGGGUUGUGCAGCUACUCAGCCUUCAGACUCAGGGGGCAAGAACGAUGGGUCCAUCACGAACAGUACAAAUACCUCUUCAGUAUCUGGGUGGGUCAGCUCACCCCCUGCUGCUGUGCCAGCAAACACAGGUUGGGGAGACAGCAACAACAAAGCGCCAAACGGCCCAGGGGUGUGGGGGGACUCAAUAAGCUCUACUGCUGUUAAUAAUGCUGCUGCCGCCAAGAGUGGCCAUGCUUGGAGUGGGACCGUCAGUCAGGAGGACAAGUCACCUACAUGGGGUGAGCCUCAGAAACCCAAAUCUCAAAACUGGGGAGAUGGACAGAAAUCCGGUCCUGCCUGGAGCGCAGGAGGGAGCGACUGGGGAGACUCAUCGUCUGUCCUUGGUCACCUGGGGGAUGGGAAGAAAAAUGGAUCUGGCUGGGAUGCUGACAACAGUAGAUCAGGGCCGGGUUGGAACGAUGCUGCGAGGGCUGGGACCAGCGGAUGGGGCAAUGGCACAAAUGCAAAGGUCAAUCCAGGUACAAACUGGGGGGAGUCUUUAAAGCCUGGCCCCCAACAGAACUGGGCUAACAAACCCCAAGACAUCAAUGUGAGUAACUGGGGAGGAGCUGCUUCUGUUAAACAGACAGGAACAGGGUGGAUCGGAGGGCCAGUACCAGUCAAGCAGAAGGACAGCAGUGAGGCCACUGGCUGGGAAGAACCUUCUCCACCCUCCAUUCGACGCAAAAUGGAAAUUGAUGAUGGUACCUCGGCUUGGGGUGACCCAAGCAACUACAACAAUAAAACUGUAAACAUGUGGGAUAGAAACAACCCAGUUAUCCAGAGCAGUACCACAACCAACACCACCACCACCACCACCACCAACACAAACAUGGUGGAGACACCACCGUCACACCAGGCCAACACUCAGCUCAACCGAUCACCACUGCUUGGUUCAGUUUCAUCAGGCUGGGGAGAAAUGCCUAAUGUUCAUUCAAAGGCUGAAAAUUCUUGGGGAGAGCCGCCCUCCCCUUCUACCCUGGUGGACAACGGCACGGCAGCAUGGGGGAAGCCCCCCAGCAGUGGCAGCGGAUGGGGUGACCACCCCACUGAGCCAGCAGUGACCUAUGGGAGAGCUGGUGCCCCUGCCGCUGCCCCAGCCCUGUGCAAACCAGCUUCAAAAUCUAUGCAAGAAGGCUGGGGCAGCGGUGGGGACGAGAUGAACCUCAGCGCCAGUCAGUGGGAAGAUGAAGAAGGAGACAUGUGGGGUAACGCUGCUUCCCAAGACAGCACCUCCUCCUGCAGCUCCUGGGGCAAUGCCCCCAAAAAAGGACUUCAAAAGGGCAUGAAGACAUCCGGCAAGCAGGAUGAGGCCUGGAUCCUGACGCGGCUCGUCAAACAACUCACCGACAUGGGCUUCCCGAGAGAACCAGCUGAAGAGGCCUUGAAGAGCAACAGUAUGAAUCUCGAUCAGGCCAUGAGCGCUCUGCUGGAAAAGAAGGUGGACGUGGACAAGCGUGGACUGGGAGUGACUGACUAUAAUGGAAUGGUCACCAAGCCCCUCGGCUGCCGCCCACCAAUCUCCAAAGAGUCUUCCGUGGACCGCCCCACCUUUCUUGACAAGGACGGCGGCCUCGUGGAAGAGACCACUCCUUCACCAUUUUUGCCUUCACCAAGCCUGAAGCUCCCCCUUUCAAACAGCGCACUCCCUGGUCAGACCCUGGGUGGGAUUGCCUCAGGGCUGGGCGUGCAAAACUUGAAUUCUUCUCGACAGAUACCGAGUGGCAAUCUGGGUAUGUUUGGCAAUAGCGGAGCAGCACAAGCCAGGACCAUGCAACAGCCGCAGCAACCGCCAGCUCAGCCUCUCAGCUCCUCCCAGCCCAGUCUCCGUGCUCAAGUGCCUCAGUUUCUAUCCCCUCAGGUUCAAGCACAGCUUUUGCAGUUUGCAGCAAAAAACAUUGGUCUCAACCCUGCACUAUUGACCUCGCCAAUUAACCCUCAGCAUAUGACGAUGUUGAACCAGCUCUAUCAGCUGCAGCUGGCAUACCAACGUUUACAGAUCCAGCAGCAGAUGUUACAGGCCCAGCGUAAUGUUUCCGGACCCAUGAGACAGCAGGAGCAGCAAGUUGCGCGCACAAUCACUAACCUGCAGCAGCAGAUCCAGCAGCACCAGCGCCAGCUGGCCCAGGCCCUGCUUGUGAAGCAGCCACCACCCCCGCCGCACCUGUCCCUGCACCCCUCUGCAGGCAAAUCGGCCAUGGACAGCUUCCCCCCCCAUCCCCAGGCGCCCGGCCUCCCCGACCUGCAGACCAAAGAACAGCCGUCUUCACCCAGCACCUUCGCUCCUUACCCUCUCGCCGGACUGAACCCAAACAUGAAUGUCAACAGCAUGGAUGUCACGGGUGGCCUGUCGGUGAAGGACCCAUCGCAGUCGCAGUCACGCCUGCCUCAGUGGACUCACCCCAAUGCCGUGGAUAACCUACCCAGUGCCGCUUCUCCUCUGGAUCAGAACCCUAGCAAGCAUGGUGCUAUCCCUGGAGCUCUGAGCAUCGGGCCUCCAGCCAAAUCCUCCAUUGACGACUCCUACAGCCGGUACGAUUUAAUCCAGAACAGUGAGUCACCAGCCAGUCCUCCUGUAGCUGUUACCCACAGCUGGUCACGUGCCAAAUCUGACAGUGAUAAAAUCUCAAACGGCUCCAGCAUCAGCUGGCCCCCAGAAUUCCAUCCUGGAGUACCGUGGAAAGGACUACAGAACAUCGAUCCCGAAAACGACCCUGAUGUCACUCCCGGCAGUGUCCCCACGGGGCCUACAAUUAACACCACCAUCCAGGACGUUAACCGCUACCUCCUCAAAAGUGGAGGGUCCUCCCCACCGUCAUCUCAGAAUGCCACGCUGCCUUCCUCCAGUGCCUGGCCGCUCAGUGCCUCCGGCUACAGUAGCUCUUUGAGCAGCAUUGCAUCCGCACCUAGCAUUGCAGGUAAGCUGUCAGACAUUAAGUCCACGUGGUCCUCUGGCCCAGCCUCCCACACCCAAGCCUCCCUGUCUCAUGAACUGUGGAAGGUGCCCAGAAACACUACUGCGCCCACACGGCCGCCUCCAGGCUUAGCCAAUCCCAAGCCUUCCUCCACCUGGGGAGCCAGCCCCCUCGGCUGGACCAGCUCCUACUCCUCAGCUCUCUCCUGGGCUUGCUGCACAGGUUCUGCUUGGAGUACUGACACCUCAGGAAGGACCAGCAGCUGGCUCGUUCUUCGAAACCUCACACCCCAGAUCGACGGCUCCACGCUGCGGACGCUGUGCCUGCAGCACGGUCCUCUUGUCACAUUCCACCUGAACCUGACGCAGGGGAACGCCGUGGUCCGCUACAGCUCCAAGGAGGAAGCUGCCAAGGCCCAGAAGUCCCUGCACAUGUGCGUGCUGGGGAACACCACCAUCCUGGCCGAGUUCGCUGGCGAGGAAGAGGUGAACCGCUUCUUAGCGCAGGGCCAAGCACUGCCCCCCACCUCCAGCUGGCAGUCCAGCUCGGGGACCAGCCAGACGAGGCUGGGUGCCUCAGGCAGUGCUCACGGCCUGGUGCGCAGCGACACUGGCCACUGGAGCGCCCCGUGCCUGGGCAGCAAAGGGAGCAGCGACCUGCUGUGGGGUGGGGUGCCCCAGUACUCAAGCAGCCUGUGGGGCCCUCCAAGCGCUGACGAUGGCAGGGUGAUCGGCAGCCCCACCCCGCUCAACACCCUGCUUCCUGGAGACCUCCUCAGCGGGGAGUCCAUGUAAGCGGCCCACCAGCCAGAGCCACAAUCAUCAGCGCUCGGAAGAGGACACACGGCCCUUUCCAGUCCCAGCGUCGCCAAGGACCCGCAUGACCCAAGCCGCCCGGAAGCCCUUCGAGUACCUCCACUCAGUCCCCAAGCCAGACCCUUGCUGCAGCCCCUGCGAACUGUUUCUGAGACAGUGCCGGCUGCGUUGGUCAGUGUCACAUGCUAAUGACAGGAUUCUUUUCAUAGCUUUUUGUGUUGUCCUUUGUUGUUUGUAUGGUGUGUUGUUUUGAUUUUGUAAGUAUAAAGCUGCUUAGGAUAGUUGUAUCAUGAAGGGCACUUUUCAGAUUGUGGGCUGGAAAGGGUUAUUUUAUCAAGUGGGGGGAGACGGGAAAGCCUAUUUAAAAUGAGCCUGUGAUGAUUAUGCACAUUACCAGAGGCGGUCCAGUAAUCAGGGGUGGAAUCGGUGUUGAUCACUGGUACGGACGGACGGCAGGCGGCCGCAGCCCGGCCACAGUGGACCGACGGACAGACGGACGGACGGACAGAUAGAUGGACGGGAGGAGCGGUCUGCGAUCUGUUCUCUAUCCCCAUGGAUCCGCCUAUGCACAUUACCCUUGUUUCAUUACUUUUUCAUGUCAUUUUUUUAAUCCCAAAAAAAUAUUUUUUAAAAUUAAAAAAAAAAAAAAAAAAAAGAGACAUAUCAAACAUGCAAAUACUUGAAUCCAGCAGGCCAAUACGGAAAUGUGAACACUUUCUAAGUCUAAUUCCACACUUCCAGGUCGACAUCAGUACACAGAAACAGGCUCUAGGAAACAUUUCUGAGUUCAUAGCCUACAUGCGUGUGUGCGUGUUUGCGUGUGUGUGUGUUUGAAAGUGCGUGAGGGAUUAACUGUGGGUUUUCCCUGUAUUCAGUAUAUGCUUUUUUUUUUUUUUUUUUU